Molecule: messenger RNA, 355 nt
Organism: Heteronotia binoei (common prickly gecko)
Lineage: Eukaryota; Metazoa; Chordata; Lepidosauria; Squamata; Gekkonidae
Product: zinc finger protein 92 homolog
Exons: 3
Coding region: 77-355 (92 amino acids)
Biological process (GO): regulation of DNA-templated transcription
Source: RefSeq, a predicted model, not a curated record
UGGGUCUUUCUUUUUCUGACAGAGUGCAGAGUGACGUCCAUCCUUUGUCCUGCAUUGUGCCUUCCUGAAGAGAAAAAUGGCUUCAGAAGAGCCAGCUCAGAGACCUGUGACCUUUGAGGAUGUGGCCGUGUAUUUCACAGAGGGACAGGGAAAUCUGCUGGAUCCAGAUCAGCGAACCAUGUACAAGGAAGUCAUGAUGGAGAAUUAUGGGAAUGUGUCCUCCUUUGGUCAUUUGGUCUCCAAGCCGGAUCUCAUCUCCCAGCUGGAACGAGGAGAAAAUCCAUGGGUGCCAGAUUCCCUGGGUGUCAGUGUAAUGGAGAUCUCUGGCAGCACCUCAGGUGAGGGGUUCUGGUAA